Molecule: messenger RNA, 2666 nt
Organism: Solenopsis invicta (red fire ant)
Lineage: Eukaryota; Metazoa; Arthropoda; Insecta; Hymenoptera; Formicidae
Product: heat shock factor protein
Exons: 12
Coding region: 201-2141 (646 amino acids)
Biological process (GO): regulation of DNA-templated transcription
Molecular function (GO): sequence-specific DNA binding; DNA-binding transcription factor activity
Source: RefSeq, a predicted model, not a curated record
CAAUGUUUCUGAACGCAACCACGCAUGUUCGAGGUUCGAGUGCGCAGUGGUGGUGAAGCAGCACUGCAGCAGAAUAACUUCGUCAACGGUGUCAGCCAUUAUAGUUUGAGUCACUGGAGGUGCAAGGAGGUUUUUCGUGAACAACAGCGAAAGUGCAUAAGAUAUUCAUUCAUAAACAAGCUUUGACACAAGGUGCCAAGAUGCACACAACAUCGGAAUUAGAUUCGAACGUGCCUGCGUUUCUUGCCAAACUUUGGAAGAUGGUCGACGAUCCGAAAAUCGACAAUCUUAUUUCCUGGUCACCUUCUGGGAAAAGUUUUUUCAUUAGAAAUCAAGCAAAGUUUGCAACAAAUUUAUUACCACAUUAUUACAAACAUAGUAAUAUGGCCAGUUUCAUACGACAACUAAAUAUGUAUGGAUUCCAUAAGAAGGUAUCUGUAGAAUUGGGUGGCCUAAAAUGUGACAAAGAUGAAAUAGAGUUUGCGCAUCAGUAUUUUGUCAAAGAUCAGCCUCACUCGAUAAAGCAUAUUAAAAGAAAAGUUGCGACUAACAAAAGUCAAGAUCCAGCGCGUCCCAUUUCUGCAGAAUUAGUGACUAAAAUAUUUGCUGAAGUAAGAGACAUGAAAGGUCGUCACGAUCAUAUGGAUUCUACCUUAAAUGAAAUAAAACAAGAAAAUUCAGCAUUGUGGAGAGAAAUAGUGAUGUUGAGACAAAAACAUUUAAAACAGCAACAAAUUAUUAAUAAAUUGAUUCAAUUUCUUGUUACUCUUGUACAACCAUCAAGAAGUGGUAUAUCUGUUAAAAGGCGAUACCCAUUAAUGAUAGACUCAAGUCGUUCACAUAAACAAAGUAAAUUGUCCAAGGCGCAAAAGUCUCCUACUGGACCAGUAAUUCAUGAACUUGAUGCAUCAGAACCCGAUAUAGAUUCAGACUACUUAGCUUCUGAGAUUAUAGCAAAUGAAAUGCCAACUGUUCAAAGUCCACAAGAACAUAUUGAAACACAAAUAGAUGAUGAAAAUACUGAAAUUAUAUAUUCAGUUAAUGAGUUUGUUCAGAAUCCUAAAAUUGAAGAAGAAACAAAAAAGAAACGUGUUUGCAAAGACAAAAAGAAGAGGAAAAACAAAGUGCCUGUCAGAAUUUUGAUUCCAACGGAAAAUGGAAAAAAAUCAAGGGAAGAAUUGCAUGUGCUUGAAGUGUCUACCGACGAAGAUGAGCCUGUUACUUUAUCUAAUAAAAAUACUAUCCAUUCUAAACCAAUACCUAUGGCGACUGUGCGUAGUUCUAAACUUGCAGCGAUGGCAGCAAACAUUAAAUCUCAAGAUAUUGACACCGAUAUAGAUACUCCAGGUGAUCUGGAGGAUAAUAUGGAAGCUUUGGACAACGAUGCGUCGAUGGUGAAACUGGAAGAUAUCCUAAUUGUCCCGGAAAUGCUCAAUAGUAGUAACAUUAAAAAUAUGAUGGAGAAUGAAGUUAAUAACAGCAAUCUUAACAAAAUGAAUACAAAUCUUAAUCAAAUGGAUGACGGGAAAAAUAUUUUAAUGACAAAUAACAAUGAGGAAUACAAUGAAUGUAGAAAAAUAAAAUCUUCAAACGAAGGAAAUAAUAGGUAUGAUAGCGCAGGCGCGAGUUCAUCAAAUGAUUUAUUAGUGAGCCGUGUCAAUUCUUCUGGAAAGGCUAAUGCUAAUUACAGAGAGAUAGACAGCCGUUUGGAUUCGAUGCAAACCGAUUUGGACAAAAUUAAUAAUUCUCUUUGUGAGGCAUUCUACGGUGAAAAUUGCAGCAUUGAUGCUAAUACUUUACUUCAGUUGUUUGGUGAUGAUAAUUCACUGGGAUACGAAUUAUCAAUUAAUCCAGAAUUUAAUUCUAUACAAGAGGAUGAUGAGACUAUAAUUCCAGAUUCUAUCAAUGGAUCUGUUGGUGGUGAACUUAUGGCAUAUAAUCCUUCAUCUAAUCUACCAGAUUUUGAUAUAUUUAUGCAAAAUGAGUCUGAUUCAAAUCCAUCAGAUUUACAGAUUAACAAUCUUUAUACUACAGAUUCUUUAGAGAAUUCUAAGGAUUCACUUUUCGAUGCUGUGAAUGAUGACGUGAAUUCGAAAUCGCAUCAUCUGAAUCUAAAUCGCUUUAUAAUAAUGAUUAUGUGAAGACAACGCGUUAAUAUUUCCGUGAGUAUAAUUUUACAAUAAUGGAUGGCAUAAUUGCAGAAAUAAUCUCAGAUUGUAAAAAUAUUGUCAGUAUUGCUGAUUCAAUAUUAUUGAUCAGCACAAUUGAUUGCGUAAGAUUUCUAUAAAGUCAUUUACAAAGGUGCGACAACACAAUUGAAGUAACUUAAACUGCGAAACAAAAUACACAAUGAAACAGAUAAAAGUAUAAUAGAGCAAUCUUGACAUUGUUAAGAGAAUUAGAUAAUGACAUACUUAUAGUUACCUAAAAUUUCAUAAAUUAACAAAUGUGAAAUUAAAAAAUCCUCUAUUCUUAUUUUGUACAUAUAUAAUACUUUAAUAGAAAAUUUAUUCUUACUUUGUAUGAUAUUGUAAAUGAUUUUCAUGCUGAAAAAGGUGUAAGCUCUGUGCAAAAAAAAAAUGAAUAGAAUAAUAAUGUAAUAUUCUUUGUAAUAUCCUAUAGGAAGAUAUAAGUUUGUUAGAUUUAAUAAGCUUACGUAUGUAAAA